This is a messenger RNA of Mirounga angustirostris (Northern elephant seal), 2284 nucleotides long. It is a transcript of the gene ARRDC1, whose product is annotated as arrestin domain containing 1. Gene Ontology annotation, biological process: protein transport. Gene Ontology annotation, molecular function: ubiquitin protein ligase binding; ubiquitin-like ligase-substrate adaptor activity. NCBI's taxonomy places the organism in Eukaryota, Metazoa, Chordata, Mammalia, Carnivora, Phocidae. Gene Ontology annotation, cellular component: cytoplasm. The record is from RefSeq and is a predicted model, not a curated record. The coding region runs from base 41 to 1342 and encodes 433 amino acids. The transcript has 8 exons.
AGGGGGUGUCAGUGCGCGGCCGCCCGGCCAGGGCGACGGCAUGGGGCGGGUACAGCUCUUCGAGGUCCGCCUGAGCCGCGGUCGCGUCGUCUACAGCCCGGGAGAGCCGCUGGUGGGGGCCGUGCGCGUGCGCCUACGGGCGCCGCUGCCCUUCCGAGCCAUCCGAGUGACCUGCAUGGGUUCCUGCAGGGUGUCCAGCAAGGCCAAUGAUGCAGCGUGGGUAGUGGAGGAGGGCUACUUCAACAGUGCUCUGUCGCUGGCUGACAAGGGGAGCCUGCCAGCUGGUGAGCACAAUUUCCCUUUCCAGUUCCUGCUUCCUGCCACAGCGCCCACGUCCUUCGAGGGCCCCUUUGGGAAGAUUGUGCACCAGGUGCGGGCCACCAUUGACACACCACGUUUUUCCAAGGAUCACCAGUGCAGCCGUGUGUUCUAUAUUUUGAGCCCCCUGAACCUGAACAGCAUCCCAGACAUUGAGCAACCCAACGUGGCCUCCACUACCAAGAAGUUCUCCUAUAAGCUGGUGAAGACGGGCAGCGUGGUCCUCACCGCCAGCACUGACCUCCGUGGCUACGUGGUAGGGCAGGUGCUGCGGCUGCAGGCUGACAUCGAGAACCAGUCAGGCAAGGACACGAGCCCUGUGGUAGCCAGUCUGCUGCAGAAAGUGUCCUACAAGGCCAAGCGCUGGGUCCAUGACGUGCGGACCAUCGCAGAAGUAGAGGGUGCAGGUGUCAAGGCCUGGAGGCGGGCACAGUGGCAAGAGCAGAUCCUGGUGCCUGCCCUGCCCCAGUCAGCCCUGCCAGGCUGCAGCCUCAUCCACGUGGACUACUACCUGCAGGUCUCCCUGAAGGUGCCUGAAGCCACUGUGACCCUCCCUGUCUUCAUCGGCAAUAUCGCUGUGAACCACGCCCCAAUGAGCCUCCGGCCAGGCCCAGGGCUGCCUCCUGGGGUGCCAGUCCCCGUGGUGCCCUCGGCGCCGCCCCAGGAGGAGGCCGAGGCUGCGGCCAGCAGCCCCCGCUUCGCAGAUGCAGUCUCCCUCUCCACGGAGAGCCACUCACAUGAGCAGCCAUUGCCUGCUGCCUUUGGCUCUGUGCCUGGUGCCCCUGAACCCCGCCCUCAGGAUGGCAGCCCUGCUCCCCACCCAUUGCCCCCUCCCUUGUGCAUCUCCACAGGUGCCACAGUCCCCUACUUUGCAGAGGGUUCUGGAGGGCCAGUGCCCACCAACAGUACCUUGAUCCUGCCCCCAGAGUACAGUUCGUGGGGCUAUCCCUAUGACCUCGUUCUCUCUCCGCAGAGGCCCCGCCAUCCUAUGAGCAGAGCUGUGGCGGUGCAGAUCCCAGCCUGACACCCGGGAGCUGACCCUGUGCCGCCUUCUCCGGGUGGGCUGACCUUUGCCCUGGGAUCGGGCACCCAGGGCCUUGUGCCUUCUUCGCUCCCGGCCUGACCCGGCCCACUCAGGACCCGCUGCUGCCCGGCUGCUCCUUUCAGCCUCUGCCUAGGGACCACCCUCUCCCCAGGGGCCUGGGGCCUGGAGAGAUGCCGUGUAAAUAAAGCACUUCAUUUGUAGAGCUAGGCACAGGACAGCCUCUCGGGCACCCUCUUCCCGCCCGGUGCAUAGCAGCCUAGCCCUGGGUGCCCCUCCUGGGCAUGCACCCCCCACUCCUGGUCCUGCUCGCCCUUCCUUCAGUCCUGGAACCCCGCCUAUGGGCCGCCCCAUCCUCUCCAGUGCGCAUGCCCCUCUCCUUGGUUCUGGGCGCCUCCUUCCAGGUGCCUAGGGCUUAGAAGACUGGCCCGGGGGAGCGGGACCAGCAUGGACUGGGUACCUUUAACUCAGGCCGGGGCUGGUGCUUGUUCUCAUGGUUCUGCUUAAGGAUGUGCCCUCAGAGUGGGGCUUGCAUGUCUGGAGCCUUGGUGUUAAAUUUAAAAUGUAUUUGUAAUGUGGGGAGAAGAGCACCCCUGUAAGGUUUUAUUGACACACUUUGGGCUUGCCCAUCCAGCACCCAUCAUUCCAGGUGGCGGAGUUCAGAUCUCCUGCACCAGAGGAAAUCCUGUGGGGGGUGACCAGGUGGACUUGCCCACGUGCCCACCCCUUGUGCUGUUCCCUUAUCCUUGGCCUCAAGUCUCAAGUUCCUGCUGUCACCACUGCCACCCACGUCUGGCUCUGAGGGAUACUGCUGCUCGUCUCCCAUGAACACCCAAGCCCAUGCCUGCUCCCGAGGUCCCUUUCAAAUGCCUGUUGUCUAGGAUUCAAGGAACCCAAGAACAAAUAAAGUCAGGGUUUGGCAGA